This is a messenger RNA of Actinia tenebrosa (Australian red waratah sea anemone), 3470 nucleotides long. Its product is annotated as doublesex- and mab-3-related transcription factor 3. The record is from RefSeq and is a predicted model, not a curated record. Gene Ontology annotation, molecular function: RNA polymerase II cis-regulatory region sequence-specific DNA binding; protein binding; DNA-binding transcription factor activity, RNA polymerase II-specific. NCBI's taxonomy places the organism in Eukaryota, Metazoa, Cnidaria, Anthozoa, Actiniaria, Actiniidae. Gene Ontology annotation, biological process: regulation of transcription by RNA polymerase II; sex differentiation. Gene Ontology annotation, cellular component: nucleus.
AUGACGAGAAGUUGUUUAGCUUCUCAGUUUGCAGGUCAUUUUUUACCUCAUCUAUGCUGCUUAUUCCAACUCGUAAACAACUAUGCAAACAUAUACAUAUCAGUAUUUCAGACUGAGAUCUUAUAGAUCUGGAAGUCACUAUAUGAUAUGGAUAUCAUGAGUGUUGUAUCUAGAAGAUUGCUCAAUGCUUUCUGGGUGGGAGCUUAAUUUUAAUCGGCUCGCAAUAAUUUUAGCUAGUACUAACUAGAUAUCAAUUACAUUUUUAAGCCAUUCUCGACAGAAUAGACGGAAGCUUAAGAGUACAUACAUAGCCCAAAGUGAAGUACACAUUCAUUCAUUAAUUCAGUCGCGAUUCUCGAUUCUUUGUCGAUCGUAGCUAGCAUAGGGCAAAUACCAGUUGCGCACAUGAGUUUUCCUUCUUAAAAUCUCACAAUGCUAAUCCCAUAAUGAAGAUAUAUAUAUACAUCAAUAUAAUAUCAUGAGGUCUUUAUUGUCUUUUUACGGACGGCCAGUCUAGCUAAGAUUUCACGCUCUUUGCGGGGGAGAAGAUUUCGUUCAAGUCAUAAGUGCAGUCUAAUUGUGGAGUUAAAUCUCUCAAAGGGCCAUUACAAAACACGUGUUCCUGUAUUUAAAUAACUGUCCUAAUAGUAAAUGUUAUAUCAGUGGAGUGGACUGAUUAUUUCUAUUUUUAACUUUUUAAAAAAGGAUUGGUCGAGUUACGGUUCGGAACUUAGACAACAGUACUACUCGGGAAUAACGUUGAAUUCCGGUUCUGUCAAAUAUCAUCGCCGGAAUAAAUAUACGAGCCAGGAAAAGCGACAACAGAAAACAACAACAGCAACAACACUCGGUUAAAUAGCACUGAGAACCAGCACGAAUAACAGAAUCAAGGAGCCUUACAUCACACCUCAGGUAUCAAAGAUGAGUGAAACUUCAACAUCGCCUGUAGAAUCGCCGGAAGAAAACCAAGAAGCAAAUCAACACCACAGGAUUCCCAAGUGCGCAAGAUGUCGUAGUCAUGGAACAGUGUCAUGGCUAAAAGGUCACAAACACUACUGCCGUUGGCGCGAUUGCACGUGCUCAAAAUGUCAGCUGAUAACGGAAAGACAGAGAAUUACGGCAGCUCGUGUUGCUAUACUCAGACAGCAGAGGAAGGGAGCGGAACUGCGCCAGAAAUACCAACGGGAAAUGGAAACAGUUCGAUUAAGUUACUCCAUGGUAUUUCAAAAUAACGGAAUCGGCGGGUACCAACAUAAUACACUUCAUCAUCAUCAGCUCGCGCGUGCGCAGUAUGAAGAUCGGAUUAGACCUUAUCCAGUCAUUGAGUCAACAGAAUUAGAAAUGUCACGGAAGAGAUGCAGCUCAGUGUCCGACGAAAAUGAUGAGACUCGACCAACAAGUCCCAAAAGAAACUCAGUCUCUCCAGAGAUCCACAUCAAACAAGAGAAACCAAGUGAUGAACCCUCAAGCCCGAGACAAAACUCCCCUCCAAUGACCAGCCCGACUAGUCCCAUACUAGAAGAAACUAUUCAAAAUGAGGAGCAUUUGCCUUAUCCAAUCAAACUGGAUGCUGAGAAUUUAAACAGCAGCCUUCAUAGGAUUCAACAUGACAUGUCUGCAAAUCCGCAUCUGAGGCCCAUUGAGUUACUAAUGAAAAUAUUCCCUGACUACGACCCAAGAACCCUGGACCUCUUCCUUCAGUCAUGCCGGAACAACUUAGUGGAGACUAUAGAAUGUAUCUUAUCAACCCAAAGAUCUUGUCACGCUGCUGGCGGAGUAAGCUGUGGUCCAUUAAGACCUCCUACACUUAACGCCUGCACGAUGCCUACCAUGACGCAUUCCUCGCCCUUUCUACACAGUCCAUUACCAAGAGAUUCCAUUGGAAGGCAGCUACCCAGUGCGCAUUCAUGUCCGUCCACUCGUAUCUACCAACCACUACCUUUGCCUCCACCUCUCCUUAUUAAACCCAAACCAGAAAGUCAUCGCUUUCGACAUCCCUCUAUUUCUCCAACCCUUCCCAGAGCUCCUUCAACUGGUCUGUCGGAAAGGAAUGGCUGUGGGAUAGCGAUGUCAAAGUUUUGUACAUAUUGCGGCAACAAAAUGAAAGUCUUUGAUAAAUUUUGCUCGCAUUGUGGAAAGGCAUCUGAUGACAGCAGCCCAAAAUAGUUUCUAGCGAACGUUUACACCUCAUAGAGACUCUUUACCAAAAAGGCGUUAAAAUCUAUAUAAAAUAGAAUGUAUGGCUUUUUCGAUAAUAAUCAAAUAGUUCAAAACGUCCUAUGUCAAUACGUGCUGUGAGUGCCGUAUAGGAUUCCUAAAGUCGUAUGAAAAAGCUCUAAGCGAGCUCUAACGGUAACUUGUCCAUAAAGUAGGUGACAAAAAGCUAAGCUUUUUUUUUGUAAUUCCAUAAAGUCAUUAGAUUGAAAGAAGAACGGUUUUAAAAGGCUCAGUUCAUUAAGUGAAAGUUUUAUGUACAAAUUAUUUAUCUAAAAAAACUUGAUAUCUACUACUUCCUAUAUACUAUAUCUAAACCGAUGAAACGAAAUAAUAUUUUUGACUUAAAAAUAUAAGAUAACAAGGUUAUCAUGGUUAUUCAAACGAGACGUAAAAUAGAAUAUAUAAAUAUAGUCCAGUUAUUUGCUUAGAAAUCAAAAGGAUAGCCAAGUAAUUUUCGAAUAAGAGCCUUAAUAGUGGCGUUAGCCCAGUGCUGGUCUUGUUUUAUCAAUUUGCGCGCACAAGAGGAGGAGCUGAGUAGUAAAGUUGAUGGUAAUAGGGAAGAUCUCUUGUGCGUGCUCAGGUUUUUACAUAUUUACUACCACCACUCCCCAUACGGGGUUCUUCAGUGAGGCUCCCUCCACACGCACUACCACUUCAGUCUGUAUUAACACCAUACAACACUCAACUCACAUGUUGAUUUUUACGUAGGGAGGAAACGGGAAAACCCUGAUACAACCCUCGUUGCAAGGGAGAGAACAACACAUCAAACAAACUCUGCUUACAUCUGGUCCAGUCUGAGUUGGGUCUCGAACCCGGACCACAACGGUGAUAGCCGAGCAGUAAACCACUACGCCACCCAUGCCACCCAAUCUUUCUUUUACAUCUGAGACAAAAUAAGUUACUAAGAAAACUGGGUGAUAUUCUGGAAUACAAUUAUGUUAGCGUUAGGGUCAAAAGAACAUUUAAAUUGAGUAUAAUGCAUUUAUAUGGUUAGAGACUGAAACACUAAAGUUGAUCUCCUCGCGACAAAAUGUCCACCUAAAUUGAUUUUGAUUAAAUAUUGGAAACUUAUUAGAAUUUAUUUAUCUAUUUAUAAUCUUUUAUUUUAAAUCAGUAGGGGGAAAAUUUUAUGAUCUAAAUCUGCAAACUAAAUUGUGCAUCUUAGGUGUUAAUUUUAGGAAAUAUAGACAUUAAACCAUGGCUUGUAAAUUCAACACUAAUAUUAUCUGUAUUAAACAAUUACCAGUUUUUAA